GAUGACUAAAGCACAUAGUGUGACAUUUCACUUCUUAUUUAUAGACACGUGUAGUAUGAAAAGUAAACAAUUUGACAAUGAAAUUACUUUUCUCUGCGUUAAAAUGUCAAUAAUGAUCUUCAACAAUUACGUACCUGCCAGUCAACAAUAAGGGUAAAAUUCUGUGGAUUCGGAGCGGAAGAGUUAUUUUCGUCGCUCCCAAAGCUCUGGUCCGACCCCUCCCGUGGUGUCAAAACAAACCCGGAGAGCGUGGCCGAAAGUCGGACUCGAUCCGCGAGCCGCCCCGGUCCGGCGACGAUGGCCCACCAUGCCAACAUCUCCGUGACGGAGAGCCAGUUUCGCUGUCCCAUCUGCUUGGACGUCCUCCAGGACCCGGUGUCCAUCCCGUGCGGACACACCUACUGCAUGGCGUGCAUCGACGGCUACUGGGACAGUGCCGAGCCGCCGGCGCACUUCAGCUGCCCGCAGUGCCGCGAGGCCUUCAGCCCCCGGCCGGUGCUCCGCCGGAACACCGUGCUGGCCGAGGUGGUGGCCAAGCUCAAGCCGAGAGAAGCCUCGGUGCUCUCCGAGCCACUCGAGCUGUACCUGGGCACCGCGGGCCAGGUGCCGUGUGACUUUUGCCCGCCGGAGAGCAAACUGGCGGCGGCCAAGUCGUGUCUGGUGUGCCUGGCCUCCUUCUGCGAGGCUCAUGUGCUGCCCCACCGGGAAGUGGACACCUUACGGCGGCACAAGCUGGUGGCCGCCGUGGAGUGUCCCGCCGAGCGGCUCUGCGCGCAGCACCGCCUCGGACUGCGGCCGCGAGCCGGCGGGGAUGUCGAGCCGGAGGAGGCCGCGGUGGAGUGGAGCGGAGACUGUCUGCUGUGCGAGGCCGACCGGGAGGAGGCGCACCCCGGGGAGGCUCAGAGGGCGCGGAGACAGGUUCAACUGCGGCAGUUUCAUAGGAUGGUUCAGGGCAAAAUCCGAAGUUGCGAGCGAGAGCUGGAGGAUUUCCAGCAGAGCUUGGAGUCCCUCAAGGUGUCGGCAUCGGCCGUUUUGGAGGACAGCGAGUCGCUUUUUGCUGACAUGGUAACACGACUGGAGAAGACAAAGGCUGAGGUACGAGCGCGCGUGGAGGCGCGCUCGCGAGCGUUGGCGGCUCGCGCCGAGCAGGAAGCGGAGACGCUGGAGAAAGAUCUGGAGGAACUGCGCCGGCGAGAUCGGGAGAUCGAACAACUUUUUCAGACCCAGGACAGCGAGCAAUUUCUGCAGGUGGCGCCGCUGCUGUGCCUUCCCGUGGCGACCGCCGCCCGGCCCUCGCCGACGUCUGGCCCCUCCGCCGAGGCCUUCAGUGGGGCCAGGGGGGCCCUGGGGAGACUUCGCAGCCGCCUGGAGGAAGUCUGCAGAGAGGAGAUGGACUCCAUCAGUAGGGCGGUUAAUGAGAACAACGGGUCAGGUGGCGAGUGCGCGAAAGGCGCAGUAAAUACGGCCGCCGAGAACUUCAAGCCUAAGCAUUCCCCUCGCCAUUCACGACAAGACGACACACAGGUGUUUGCCUCGUCGAUCUCUCCGUCCUUGCCGCUUCUGCAGCCGGCCGACCAAAGGAUGAGGGCCGUCUUCCUCAGGUUUUGCUGUCAUCUGUCCUUGGACCCGGACACGGCCCACCCCACACUGGUGCUGUUCGACGGGGGGCAGGGGGCCCACUGCGGCGAGGAGCUUCAGUCGUACCCGGCGCACAGCCAACGCUUUGACUCAGUGGCUCAGGUCCUGUGCUGUCAGGGCCAGUUUGGCGACGCCAGCUACUGGGAGGUGGAGUGGCACGGCGGCGGAUGGAUCGACAUAGGCGCCACCUACAGGCGAAUCGGACGCAAAGGCGGCGGAAAACCGUGCCUGCUGGGCCGCAACGAGAACUCGUGGCGACUUCGCUGUACGCACGCCGGUUACGCCGCAUGGCACGACAACCGCAAGACCACCGUGGCGGCGGUGCCGUGCCCGCGCAUCGGCGUUUUCCUGGAGCGCCACAAGGGGGCGUUGUCCUUUUACAGCGUGUCAGACAGCGUGGUGCUGCUGCACACCUUCAGAUGUGCCUUCUUGCAGCCCAUCUACCCGGCCUUCCGCCUGGAUCUGGACUCCACUCUGCUCCUCUGCCCUCCUCCAGCGUACUAAACGGCCGUGACCAUCUCUCCGAUUUUUUUUUUUUCAAACUACUGGCAAUCCCCGCAGUCACGGUUUGGCAUGGCUUGUAUAAAAAUAUUGCUUUUGGCUUAGCUUUGGUGGCCCCUUGGUAACUAUGUUGGACUGAAGAGGAGGACCUUCAUUUCACCCUGUUUCAUGGGGGGAAAAAAGUGCCUUGCUGCCGUUUUGUGGCAUGCAAAGACAAUUUCAAAUCUUAUCGGAAUGGCGUCAAUGACAUGCGGAUAUUUGCUUUGCGUCACAGUAGGGCUCGCUUUAAAUAAAAAACUAAAUCCAAAGGCUGUUCAGUGGGACCUCUGAAAUCCCACACGGAAGUCGGACAAAAUUCUGACUAUUUUCGUGUGAUCAGAAAAAAAAAAUCCAGGCAUUUUUUUUCUUUCCAUUAGGAUUACGACUUGAUCAAAAUGUAAUAAAAUUUUUUCUCACAUCGCUUUAUUCUAGGAAGAUAAAUUUCCUCAAUUUUAUUUAAUCUUAUUUUUGCGACCUUUUUAACGCUGAAGCUAACUAACUAUUCGCGUCGUCGACUUGUCAAAUAAAUUACUUAACAAUUACAUAUGAUGUAAUUUCUUUUAAAAGUAUAGCUACUUUUCUGGAAUAAAACGGCUUUUUGUCCACCCCACUCCCAAAAAAUAUUUUCUCAUACAUUCCCUUUGCCUUCAUUCCCAAAUUGUGCCUUUUUAUAUCGUCACAUAGUUUCUGAGAUUAAAAAUUUGCAAAAGUAGGAGAGUCAAAUCUUCAAGGAAAAUGCGGGAAUGUGGCGAGGCUACAUGUGUCAUGUCCUUUUGAAAAAAGGAGUAUGACAAGAAUAAAAUAGUGUUUUAUCGGGG
Messenger RNA from Hippocampus zosterae (dwarf seahorse), 2996 nucleotides. Its product is annotated as E3 ubiquitin/ISG15 ligase TRIM25-like. Gene Ontology annotation, molecular function: protein binding. The coding region runs from base 298 to 2142 and encodes 614 amino acids. The record is from RefSeq and is a predicted model, not a curated record. NCBI's taxonomy places the organism in Eukaryota, Metazoa, Chordata, Actinopteri, Syngnathiformes, Syngnathidae. The transcript has 10 exons.